Molecule: messenger RNA, 1285 nt
Organism: Tigriopus californicus
Lineage: Eukaryota; Metazoa; Arthropoda; Copepoda; Harpacticoida; Harpacticidae
Product: sex comb on midleg-like protein 1
Exons: 4
Coding region: 291-953 (220 amino acids)
Cellular component (GO): PRC1 complex
Molecular function (GO): protein binding
Source: RefSeq, a predicted model, not a curated record
CAUUUUUCCAUUCAAACAUGGCGGACGCGAAGCUACGUAGAUCAAGGCGCUCCAUGAACUCGAGUCAAAUGCGCGCACUUGAAACGAGCAGUGGGUAAAAAGACCAUACCAUAAAAUGAGCGAGCGCCUCUGAGCAUAUGGAUGGUACUGGGGCUCGUCAGUUGCAACCACACCAACCAAAGUCAUAUACCAUUACCAUUCCGGCCUGGAGGGAAGUGAAGAUUCAGUUAGGAAUUGACUCUCUUAGUGACAGGACGUGAUUGCCAGUUCUCAAAAUCAUAGCUAUCGACAUGGCUUCAAUCGGAGAAUAUCCUCUUCCGUGGGCUCAUCUUUGGCCAGGACAUGGCCGAGUUCCGAUGCUACCACUCACAUCGUUUGGAAACAAAUUUGAAAAUGCCUUGUUUUUGUCUUCGCUCAUGCCUCGGGCCAAUCUUACCACCACUGAUCUCAACGAGGCAGUCUGUUCCAAUCAGAACCUCCAACAAAACAAUCAGUCCGAGGAUCUCUUCUUCAGUAACAUCAUGAAGAAAAUGGCCCAGAAAUAUCAAGAUCAACCGGAGGAAGGACGAUUUCCAACCCGAUCCUUCGACCCUUUCCUCAUGAGCACAGAUCUAUGUCGAAUCCCAUCCCCCAUUUCCACUUCGUCUCUAAGUGACCAUGACGGGGGCGCUGGCAAUUCGUCUCAGCCCUUGGAUCUGUCUCCUUCGGCCUCGCCAGGCUUGGACGUGAAUGACGAUAUCACCAAAUGGUCAGUGGAGGAAGUGGCUCAAUUUGUGGUUUCCAUUGAUUCAUGCCAGUCGUAUGCACAGGUGUUUCGCGAUCACUCCAUCGACGGGUCCAUCUUGACACUCUUGGGCGAAUCUCACUUGACUCACACCUUAGGGUUGAAACUGGGACCAGCCAUCCAGUUAUUGCAACAGAUCAAAAAGAUUCUAAACUAUGCGUCAAUCUAAGAAUGUAACCAUAUGAAAACCAAAGCAAUAUUUUCCUGCAAUAUACAAGAUGUACGUCUCUGAUCAAAACGUUACGUUUACAUAUGUGGGAUUGAAAAAUAUGCCACUUUUACCGUGGGGUGUCAUAACGAUUAACACUGUAGCAUUUUGUACCAUGUAAUACAAUAAAAGAGAAGUUUUAAGAAUACCAUUUGAUGUGUAUUGACUAUUUUUUUCAACAAGUAAUACCUUACACUAAUGGAAACAGAACACAAAUAAGUGCAACUGUAGUACAUUGCAGCCUUCUGCAUGCUUUAAGUUCUAAGCAAUGCAUUGCCAUGGUAGACUAAUCU